Jatropha curcas is the source of this 618-nucleotide messenger RNA. NCBI's taxonomy places the organism in Eukaryota, Viridiplantae, Streptophyta, Magnoliopsida, Malpighiales, Euphorbiaceae. The record is from RefSeq and is a predicted model, not a curated record.
AUGGUAAGGAAAGUUCCAUCUAAAAAUAGCAACAUGCUUAAGAAAGAACCUUCUGAAGUGGUUUGUUAUGAAUGCAAUAAGCCCGGCCAUAUCAAGCCUAACUGUCCUAAGCUGAAAAGGAAGUCAAAGAAAGAAAAGCCGAAGCAGGCAUUCGUAGCUGCUUGGAGUGACUCAGAUGUUUCUAAUUCAGAAAGUCAAAGUGACGAGGAGGAGAGUGCAAAUAUUUAUCUAAUGACCACUAUCAAUUCUGAUUCCAAGAAAAUCAGCACUCUGACUUCAACACAGAAAGCUGAAAGUAAUGAAACAAAUGCAACGGGCCAAAAACGUGAAGAAAGCAAUGUGUGCCUAAGGGGUGAGCUGAAAACAGAAAUGUGGUACAUGGAUAGUGCUUGCUUUAGGCAUAUGACUGGAACUAAAGAGAAAAAGAAUUCUAUUGAUCCUGAAGAAGAAACAGAAAAAGAAGAGGCAGUAGAAGUUGAAGAAGCUAGUGAUAUUGAUACAGAAAAGCUAGAACUAAGUGAAGAAGAAAAAGAGAUUGAGGUCAAGGCUAAAAAGGAAUCAGAGUUUCUGACAGCACAAAGGAGUAGUGCUGGGCAAAAUAGAAAAAGAACUCAUUGA